Candidula unifasciata is the source of this 1021-nucleotide messenger RNA. NCBI's taxonomy places the organism in Eukaryota, Metazoa, Mollusca, Gastropoda, Stylommatophora, Geomitridae. The record is from the annotation of a GenBank genome assembly.
CUUUGAGCGCAUUUCAGAUGAAAUUAUUCUCCAAAUCUUUCAUUUUCUACCUCGUCACAUGUUGAAUAAGUGUGCAUUAGUCUGCAGGAGAUGGGCACGUAUAGUCUGUGAUAGAUCCUUGUGGAAGAGGCUGAAUCUAGGAAAUCGUCUCAUCAAAGAAGGGGUGUUGAAAAUUUUACUGGAGAGAGGGGUUGAAGUUCUGAGACUAACUAGGACAGAGAUACUUGGGAAUUUCUCUAGCACAGUGCAUGGGACACCAGAUCCGAGUCGAUCUCCCCUUUCAGAAGACAGAAUGUACCAGCUGCGUCUGCUGGACAUGAGCAUGGCCAAUGUAAGGACAAGCCUUCUGGAGUCCAUGCUCCAGUUCUGCCCUAAACUGUGCAAGAUAAGUCUGGAGAACAUUCCGGUCUCUGAGCAGCUGCUUCUAAACCUGGCAUUCAGCAGCCCUAACCUGGAGACGCUCAACCUGUGUAUGUGCGAAGGGGUAACCUCCAAAGGUCUUGGCUAUAUAUUUGAGAACUGUACUAGUCUAAUUCAUUUGAACAUAGCAUGGACAUGCAUGUCUCAGGAUGAUCUCAAGUCUGUGAUUAAAGUCUUGCCCCGCCAGCUGCUGAGUCUUGACAUCAGUGGCAAUAGAGAGAAGAUUAGCAACAAAGAUGUGGCAGCAUUGUGUGUCAGAUGCCCAUGUCUUCAAGAACUGGACCUCAGCGACUCAACAGAAAUCAGCGGUAUUGCCACGGAUCACAUUGGAAGCAAGCUGAAGGAGCUUCACAAAGUUUCACUCAGUCGGUGUUACAACAUCAGUCAUUCCGCUUUCUUGAAUCUCAUAGAGCUUCCAAAACUGAAGGUGGUGAACGUGUUUGGCUUGCUGCGAAAUUCAUCCUUGAACUCAUUGGAACACUAUUUGACGAAAUUCAAGGUCAAUGAGAAUCCAUUCUCCUCUGUUGCCCGCCCAUCGCCCUGCAACAGUCCAAAGGGUUUUAUCUGGAAUGUCUCAUCAAACAGCGAUUUAAUUUUGUAG